AAGUUACUUGGAUCGACAACAGAUACUUUUCUCGCCAGUAACCACCAGGACACCAUGACGACACGAUCGCUCGCAUCGUCCUCGACACGACGGCCAACUGUCGGUCUAAUCGUCGCGUUCCUCCUCGUCGUAGCUGCACAAAUAUGCAGCGGAGCGUAUUAUGGGAAACUGAUCGGUAAGCUGUCUGAACUUCAUCACGGCGUGAGCGGCGAGGUUUACGCGGUUGACGCAAGGACACUAUUCGUCAAGGACUUCACUUACGAUGGCGAAGGUCCAGCCGCGUUUUUUUACGCCGGAAACAGCAAGGGACCAGGUAACGGUGGCUUCCGGGUGCGUGACGAACGCGGAACUACAAACGUCCUUAAACGAUACCGCAAGAAGGACAUCACAUUGACCUUACCGGACGGCAAGACCUUGAACAAUAUCAAGUGGUUUUCGGUUUGGUGCGACGAAUUCUCGGUGAAUUUCGGUGACGUCAAAAUACCACGAGGCUUCGAUUUUCCGAAACCGCAGAAACUAAAGUCAUUGAGUGGCAUACACGGUGUCAAUUCCGAACCGGUUGUCAUUGUAGAUGCUCAGACUCUUCUGAUACCCAACUUCAGUUACGACGGAGAAGCACCUGAUGCCAAGUUUUGGGUAGGCACCGGUUCGACGCCGUCAUCGCAAGGUAUCCGAAUACCCGAUGAAAACGGCAAAGUGGAGCCGUUGCGUCGUUACGAUCGCAAGACGAUCGUCCUGACGUUACCAGGCGAACUGACCGUUCAUCAGUUCGGUCAUUUCGGAGUAUGGUGCGAGGCAUUCGCCGUUGACUUUGGCCACGUGAAAAUUCCGCAGAGUCUGAACGUACCGCCGUCCCUGAAAAUGCUAGGAGUUUCGCCACAGUCAAAACUUAACUGCGAAGUUCUCGACGACGGCUUGGCUUUCGAAGUGCGAUGGGCCGUAGCCGGGGACAGCAUAGUUGUCCAGCUCGUAGCGAAAUUAGAUGCCGAACAAUAUAUGGCCUUCGGAUUAUCCGCGGAUCCGGAAAAGAGCACGAUGAUCGGCGGAGACGUCGCCGUAGCGUGGGUCGACAAGCGGACCUUGCAAGGAUACGCCGUCGAUUACUUCCUGGACGCCAAAUCCCAGUGCUCGGGACGCCGAGGCAGUUGUCCGGAUGCGCGAAUCCUGGAAAACACGGAGUCGGUGCGAUUAUUGAACGCGGCGAUGGUGAAUGGCUACAGCAUCGUUACGUAUCAGAGACCGUUGAAGGCCAGCGAUGAAUUGGACCGUCCGAUAUUGACGAAUAGAUCCCAGGCCGUCAUCUGGGCCAUCGGACCAUUGAACGAGCGACAGGAGGUCAGUUUUCACAGCCGCUACCUGAAGACCGAUCGAUUCAUCGAGUUCAGCAGACCCCCUGUCUGGAACUGUCCUAUGCCUGAUCAGGAACAGACCUCGACUUACGGCGAAACAGAAAGCGACACUCACGCUCUUCAGCAGGUUGUCAGCGCUAGCCACAGACCGCCACGUUUGCCGGCGACUCCUGCACCGGCGCCUACGAAUGACGCUUGGGAGAUACCGCCUAUUCAAUGUCACGAGCCAGAUGAUGGUGUCUUUUAUGCGCAGUUGGGACCCACUGGAGGAAAACACGGCUAUCCAGCUAUUACUGGUCACGUCGGUUGGGGAAUCUGUUGGUACAUCAAUGGAUUGUUGAUACCCGAGAUUAAUGUGAUUCGUGGCAAGAGAUACACUUUCGUCGUGGAAGGUGGCUCAGAUUCGGAGGUACCGGCGCGUUAUCACCCGUUCUACAUCACGGAUGAUCCGAUAGGCGGUUACCAGCACAAAACGGCCGAGGAGAAAGCGAAAGUAAAGAUAUUUGCCGGUGUGCGACGACAACGUGGUAAGGUCAUCCCCACCGGCACAGGUCGUCUCUGCAAUUGGGUGCACGACCAGAAUCAACCAGAGGCGGAUGACUUUGUGUCUUUUGGAGCUUAUCAGCGCACUCUGACCCUUGAAUGCGACCAUGGUGAGCCGGGUAUCGUGGAAUGGACGCCUGACGAAAAUACACCCGACACGGUGUAUUAUCAGUGUUUCACGCAUCGUUACUUAGGUUGGAAAAUCAAUGUUCUUGACAGCUGCGACGUCACCAACGAGCCAUCGUCGUCAGCCAGUGAGAAGCACGAGGUGUACGUGGAGCCGGCCAAGGGUCGUCAGGAUGAGCCGGCGGAUCAGGAUCUAGAAUACGGCGCUAGCAUAGCCGUAGCAAGCAAGGUAACACCACCAGAGGAGUUUCUUCAUCAACAGCAUGUUCAUCAUUCUCACCGCGAUUACGGUCAUCGUUAUCCCCAUCAUACGACGACUAACAGCAAGUUAAGUGCCUCACAUUACCCGCAGCUACUAACGAAUGCCAAUAACAAUUACGAUCGCUUACAAUCAUCAUCAUCAUCAUCAUCAUCAUCACCGUCCGAAGCACGUCUGAAGGACGCGUAUCGCGACGAGGAAGCUUCGCAGCGAGAGCAACAUCGGCCGGUCACGAAAACUAACGAGAAGUCGUCGUCCCUUCGUGCCGGUCAUCUCACGGAGCUUGGACGGGAGCAGAUUCAGCAGCAGACUUCCACUAACCAGCAAUUGUCUAACCUCGUUGCAGAUCACCAACGACCAACUUCAUUGAAUCACGGGACAAAGUUGUCUUACGUAGGGGUGGCCAGCAACAACCACGGCCAGUUACAAUACUCCCGAGCACCGCAUUAUUACGCGAACAAUAAUCAUCACUACGUUCGCCAUCAGCUUUCUCCGCCUCUUCCUCGUUAUCAUCAUCAACACGAACCUCCGAGGACCCAACUGAUGAUCAUACGCCGACCGGUGAGUCCGGUGACACUAACGCGCCGUCCGAUGUUGCAGACUUUACAAACAGCUAAUAUGAUACCCACAACGAACGCCCUGUCAUUGCCGUUCCCGUUGUCAUUAUCACUGCCAUCACUGCCAUCACUGCCAUCCUUAUCUUUGUCGUCGCCACCGCGGUCGAUCUUCAUCGAGCGCAAAAAGUCUGUUUAUCGACCGCCUGCUAUCUCGACAACAACGACGACGACGACGACGACGACGAUGUCGUCGAAAACGGCGAUCGACAAAGAGGCUAAUCAGCUGGUCGAGAAACCCACAAAAAAAAUCGAUACGAAGCAACGCGCGAAGCUCGAGGCGAAGAUAGGCUCAUCGGACAUCACCGCAGAAAUCUCCAACAAUCUUAUGGAUCCACCCUCGUGGAAGCUUCUGAAACCCGCACGCAACACCGGCUUUGAUCCUGACUCCAUCGUCAUCGAGGGUGGCUUCAAGCCAAUUAUCAGAAACGUCGUAGACACCGCGCCUGAUGUCGCACAGAAGAAGACGGACGCAAAUAAAAGUACGUGGCACGAAGACGACGAGCAAGUCUACGGGAAGCGUCCAGAUUAUCGGACAAUCGACAAGUUCUCACCUGUCUUUAUGCCAUCGUAUCCCGUUGCGACGACAUCCACCUUCGAUGGCAGGAAGCGAAAGAAGAAGACAUCUCCGGCGCGUUACUCAACAAGGUUCGACGACCUCGACGACAUGGAGAUGGCAGCCGAUCUCAGACUGGAUACUUACUACCUUCCGCCGUUCGCGAGGACGCGACCCGAGCAGCUACCAUCGCCUUCCUCCUCCGGCGUGCUGAUCACUUAUGACGGUAAGAAACUCAAGGAUUCCACCGGCCUGGCCAGGUCUAUCUCCAACAUCGAGCAUCGCGACGGCAAGGGCAGACUGACCUCGGACUUGCUCAGCAGAACGCCACAGUUUGGUAAGUUUCAAGGCGAGCUUCCUCCGCUGAUUCCCGGCGAGAUGCGCAUCAACGGCUCGUCGUACGAGAAGAAGUAUCGUUUACCGGACGCGGAUCUGCCGCUUCGCCCCGAGCUCCUGCCCAAGACAAGGCUGACUCUGGUGGAGAGAACGAAGAGAUCCACGCCGGAGGGAAGUCGAACGAUGUCCAGCGCGGACUUUCAACGAGACGACUCGUACAGCGACAAUCAGGGUCGCCGGGAACGCGAACAGGUCGAGGCAGCCAGCGGAGGAGCGACGCUUUUCAGUAAUCUCGGAUCUAUCGUACUGAUGACGAUCGUGGCGUAUUGCGCGAUCUGAACUCGUUGAAGGCGUCCUCGUGUUCUCCGAUUAAGAUAUAUGCAUAUCAUCAGUAGGAUCCUCGCAGGAUCGUCCGAGUGCGUCUUUCGCGCGUGAGAAUAUAGGACUCGCGUUCAGAAAUAAUAGACGAUAUACUCCAACUUGCGUUAACCCUGGGGAAGGCCUUUACUAACAUUAUGAGAAAACCCACUGGUUUCCUAUACAAGUAGUACAAUCCGCCUGUCGAGCUCUUGCGUCUCGCUCUUCUGGUAUCGCUCUCUCGAUCGCAUUCUCUUCGCAUACCCAAGUAGCAAACUGACGUCAUUAGACGUCACUUGACAUCCCAAGUAGC
This is a messenger RNA of Nylanderia fulva, 4453 nucleotides long. It is a transcript of the gene Skeletor, whose product is annotated as DM13 and DOMON_DOH domain-containing protein skeletor. NCBI's taxonomy places the organism in Eukaryota, Metazoa, Arthropoda, Insecta, Hymenoptera, Formicidae. The record is from RefSeq and is a predicted model, not a curated record.